This is a messenger RNA of Aspergillus mulundensis, 2097 nucleotides long. RefSeq names its product putative peroxisomal membrane protein Pex17 (gene pex8). The transcript has 4 exons. Bases 1 to 2097 code for a protein of 698 amino acids. The record is from RefSeq and is a predicted model, not a curated record. NCBI's taxonomy places the organism in Eukaryota, Fungi, Ascomycota, Eurotiomycetes, Eurotiales, Aspergillaceae.
AUGGCGACCGAGCGCUCUCUGGGCGCUCUUCUGCGUUCUCUCCAAGCUCCAUCUUACGCUCAGGAUGGCUUAAGCUUGCUUCCCACCGCAACAAGCCUUCUCGCCGUCCUCAAGAACCCAUUGAAUAUCACGCUCCUUUCCUCGCAGCUGCUGGCAGCUCCGGCAAUAUGGGACCAACCCGUCGACCUUCACCUCUGCCGACGGAUUAUCAGCGUCUUCAAUACGGCAUCCAUGGCAAUUCUCCAGAGCGAAGAGUCGGAAGACCCGCGGAUACCAUGGGGUGGACCUGGUCCUAAGAAACUGGAUCGUGAGGAAUGGGUAAAGGCUGUUGUUGGUGGCGCUGAUGAAAAGUCGCCGCGAUGGAGGCAUCUGCUCCUAAUUUGCGGCGUUCUGCUAGGGUUCGAGGGUCAGGAUAGGCAAGGCUUGCCAUGGAACGUGCGGAAGAAGCUCGAGUCUGCGCUUGUCACGGCGGCCCAAUUUGCACUGGAGGAGUUGGACCCGCGGGAUGAAACCGCGGGUCGCUGCGUUACUAUGGUGCUCAAUUAUUCGUUUCAACUCAUUUCGGACGUGGAGAGGGAGAGGCUGGAUUAUGAUCGCUUGUUGCCAGUUAUGGUUCAAACGACCUACUUCUCACCUGAGGGUUUUGAAAGCGCCUACUUCCUCGGAUCCGUUGACCAGGAUAUCAUUCAAACGCCCUCGAAGCGAUUCGCGUGGCCGCCGCAGGCUUCUACCGUUCAGCGUGUAACGGCAAUAGCUUCGAGUCCGCUCAUUUCUGCAUUAGGUCCGCUCUCCAGACUCAUUGCUCAUGCCGUCGAGAGUGCUCGGGAUCCUAGAUUGGUUGCACGCUCCGUGGAUCAGAUCGCGGAUUUCGUUCGGACAAUGAUGGUGCAAUGGCGACAGAACAAGUUAUCGGAGGUUGACAAGGCUGAAGAGCUUGAGUUCUUGGAGCCUGAGUCACUGCGGGAUACGAUUCCAGGCCUCUGGAAGCUUCUACGCAACUGUCUAUACUCUGUUGUUAUUAUUCUUCGAGCUGUCCUUGGGCGGGUGAUCAAUGAUCAUACAUUGGCGUCCGACAAAAGCGCACCAUUUAUUUCGAUGCAAGCUCUCCAUAUCCUCCGCAAUUUAUAUUUCAUCUCCUCUCGAGUUGGCCAGAACUCUUCUUCUCAGCAUACAUUCGUAACACUGGCGGCCGUUGAUGUCCUUGCGCAAUAUCCGGACUUGACAGAAAAUUUCCUGAAGAGCAUCAAGCCAAGCGAGAUAGGGCAGAUCCCUGCUCAUCCUCUUGAGCGAUGCCUUGACCUUUAUUUCUUGAAUAUCUCCGAGCUUUUUACGACUGUUGUCUCUCCAAAGUUCAGUGAAGACCUGCUUAUCCAAGCGGCUAUGCCGUAUCUCCCAGCAGGUGGAAACAAUCACCUUCUCGAGAUAUUUGAGGCUGCCCACAGCUUAGCGCUUGCCGUCUUUGCAAUCCCUAACAACGCAGCCGUGGCGGCAAAGCAUCUUCCUUUCUACAUUGACAAUCUCUUCGCCGUCUUUCCCACCAACCUCUCCGGUCGCCAGUUCCGCCUCGCAUUCAAAACAGUUCUUCAAGUCACCGCACCCCCAUCGCCAAUCGCGAACCGGCAGCCACUCCUCCCCUCAAUACUCCUCGAAGUUCUUUACGAUCGUGCCCUCAACAACGCCUCUACAACACCCCUUCCACCAUCUUUACAACCGCCCAGCAUCUCGCCCGAUCCAGACAUGGCGAAAGAAGCCCCAGUUCUGCUCUCCGAACAAGCGUACCUCACCCUCGCUCUUAUUGAUAGCCUAUGCUUUCUCCGAGUUGAAGACUUGGAAGAGUGGCUUCCCCUGACUGCAAAUCUGAUAAAUGCUAUUGCUGCGGCGGAGAUGCGCAGGGCCUGCGUGGAGAGGUUCUGGGAUGCGCUGUGCAAUGGCGAGAUGGAUGUUGAGAGGGCGCAUUAUUGUGUUACCUGGUGGAGUACAAAGGGUGGAAGGGAGAUGAUACUGUUAGGAGCUGACGAUACGAAUGCGCAGGGCGAUGGGCAAGGAGCUUUCAUGUCUGGGGCUCUUGGACCAGUUGCUCCUGAGAGUAAGCUCUAG